Messenger RNA from Megalopta genalis, 2196 nucleotides. RefSeq names its product transmembrane protein 18 (gene Tmem18). The record is from RefSeq and is a predicted model, not a curated record. Gene Ontology annotation, cellular component: nuclear membrane. NCBI's taxonomy places the organism in Eukaryota, Metazoa, Arthropoda, Insecta, Hymenoptera, Halictidae.
UACGCUUUGCGGAACAGAUGAUUUUUGUUGGUUUUCGCAUGGCCUAUUGUGACCUAUUGCGUGCACGGCCGUAAGGAUGCUUGGUCCCCGCAUCUGUCAAGCGCUUGGACAGCUGAAACUCCAUUGUGACGAAAAUCAUGAAGGUAUCGUGCACUUUCAUUGCACCAACGAAGAAGCAUUUUUCGAAAUCACGUACCUAAUGUAAUUCAGAUUUUCGAUACUCGUCUCCGCGUGCAGCCUGUCUGCACGAAACAAUUACGUCAAUGGGAACAUGCCACGAGUACCAACUGGUACCAACGAGAACUGCAAGGAAUUUCGCAGCCCUCUAUCGACGGCUCGAGCGAGUAAUAUUCGCGUGCAUGUGUCCUCCCCGUACACGUAAUCCACAUUAACCACCACAGGAUCGUUUGAACGUGUUUGUGGCGUGCCCGGAGAAGGACGGAACGAACGGCGCUAGAGAAGGAUCGCUUGCCUCCACUGUGAUAUUUGUUUUUCCCGUGUGCCGCCGCGUAUCCAUUUACAUAUCAGUGUUCCGUCGGUGUAGUUUCUUCUUUCUCAUCGGCGGCCAGGUCGAUUGAAAGAAGUCAAUUAAGGGGCGCUGCGGCCCGAAAGCCUUUUUCGCGGAUGUGCAAUUUUUUCACGAACGGACCGGCCGUAUCGUCAGUUACACGAUGUCAGAGGAGGAUCUGCUGAAGUCCCCGAUCGACGGUAUUUUGCCGUUUCUACAGAGCAUCGAAUGGAGGGAUCCAUGGCUCGCAUUGCUAUUAACUUUCCACAUUGCAAUUACUAUGACCGCGGUGAUGACAAGAAACCAUGCAAAUUUUCAGAUCAUGCUGUUCUUUGCUCUCCUAUUGUUGGUAUACUUCUCUGAGAGCAUCAACGAAAUGGCUGCGUCCAAUUGGAUGUUGUUCUCAAGACAGCAGUGCUUCGAUUCCAACGGUCUCUUCAUAUCUGUAGUAUUCUCUGUGCCUAUUCUAAUGAACUGUAUGAUAAUGAUCGCUAGUUGGUUGUACCAGUCCAGCCAGUUAAUGACAAGUUUGAAGAGAGCCCAGUUACGACAGCAGGCGCGGAACCGGCAGAUAGAGGACGAGUCCGCGAACGCAAAUGGCACUGUCGUACGGGAAAAGCAGGAGUAAGAUUUUUUCUAGUCAGGUGACGAGAUUUGUAAAAAGAGAAAAGAGAAGCGGAAAUUAUGUACAUUACCGAAGAACGAGUGGCAGCUUGUUCUUUUUACCACGACCGGUGUGGUACACACGAAAUAGCGUUACGAGAUUUGGCGAAUGUUAUUCCACGAUGAUAGCAUUUUCUAAAAAAAAAAACAAAACAAAAGCUACUGCCGACUUUAGUGAAAAGCUUGCGUCCGUAUCGAGAUUCGCGAUUAUGAAAUGUCGGUGAGCUGUACUUCCAAUGCAAUACGACACACACGCGCGCGCGCGCGCGUUUAAUGGUAUAAUUAGUUAGAGUAGAGAGGCUCGAAAUUCUAAUAAUUAACUAAUUCCGUUUAUUACUUGUCCCACUUGGUCGCGAGUUGGCGCGCACGCGAUUCACGCGAAGGCCGCGGAGAAUUUGUGAUCUCUGAAAGGAUAUUAUCUUAUAUUAAGGUACAUUCCGACGGUUCUUCAUCCUUAUUUUCCACGUUGGAUCGUUCGUUACGUCUCGAGGUAUUCUUAACGCAUCAUCACGGAGUACUUACUACUCUAGCGCGUAUCGCUUCUGAUAAUUAUCGCUAAGAAAAGGAAAAAGGAAAUAAAAAGCACGGCAUAUUAGAUAAUUACGGCUCUAGAUACGUAUAUGUAUGUGUAUGUAUGUAACGAGUGAGUGAGUACACGUUUUUCCAGAUAACGAUAAGAAAAAAAAGAACGAAAAAGAAAAGAGAAAUGCGCGAUCAUAAUAUAGAAAGGAAGUACCGCAAUUUGCACGCGUAUUUCGAACCAGUCAAGUAACCCUCUACUGUAUAUUUGUGUAAAUCAAACAGCAUUAUCUUGCCGUCGUCGUUUUUAAUGCGUGACUAAUCAGAUUAAACAAUAAACUAUUUCUUCCUAAAAUGGUUUCCCCGAGUUUUUAUAAAAAAAAAUGUCUGUACGAUCCCUCCACACGCAUUUGAGUGCAAUAUCACACGAAAUUAACACCAACUGUUAUUAUUGUAACUUGUGUAUUUUUUAAUUAUUAUUUAAAUAAAGUAGAUUUCAAGAAGCA